Rotaria socialis is the source of this 1167-nucleotide messenger RNA. The record is from the annotation of a GenBank genome assembly. NCBI's taxonomy places the organism in Eukaryota, Metazoa, Rotifera, Eurotatoria, Philodinida, Philodinidae.
AUGGAAUCGGAUAAUGCACACGGCGAAGUGUUUCUAUUCACGUCAGAAUCAGUCGGUGAAGGACAUCCGGAUAAAAUCUGUGAUCAAGUCAGCGACGCUGUACUCGAUGCUUGUUUAAGUCAAGAUCCCAAUGCUAAAGUUGCAUGUGAAUCAUGUACCAAAACUGGUAUGGUUUUAAUAUGCGGCGAAAUAACAACAACAGCUAAACUUGAUUACCAAAAAAUUGUCCGUGAUACAGUACGUGAUAUUGGUUGGGAUUCUUCAGAUAAAGGUUUCGAUUAUAAAACAAUGAAUGUUCUUGUUGCACUUGAACAACAAUCACCUGACAUAGCCCAAGCCGUACAUGAAAAACGAGAAGAUGAAGAUAUUGGUGCUGGUGAUCAAGGUCUAAUGUUUGGUUAUGCAACUGAUGAAACUGAAGAAUGUAUGCCAUUAACUGUUACACUCUCUCAUCAACUUAAUGCUAAAAUGGCUGAGUUAAGACGUAAUGGUGAAUUAGAUUAUCUUCGACCUGAUUCGAAAACGCAGGUUACUGUGGAAUAUAAAUUUGAUAAUGGCGCAUGUAUUCCUCUACGUGUGCAUACCAUUGUUAUAUCUACUCAACACAGUCCAUCGGUUACACAGGAACAAUUACGAGAUGAUCUUCUGAAUAAAGUUAUUAAAACAGUUGUACCAAAAAAUUUGCUGGAUGAUAAAACAGUUUACUAUUUAAAUCCAUCGGGUAAAUUUGAAAUCGGUGGUCCUCAAGGGGAUGCUGGUUUAACUGGUAGAAAAAUUAUUGUCGAUACAUAUGGUGGAUGGGGUGCUCAUGGUGGAGGUGCUUUCAGUGGAAAGGAUCCAUCAAAAGUCGAUCGAUCAGGUGCUUAUGCUGCUCGUUGGGUCGCUAAGUCACUUGUUAAAGCAAAACUUUGCCGUCGUUGUCUUGUUCAAAUAUCUUAUAGUAUUGCUAUUGCUGAACCCUUAUCGGUAUCUGUUUUUUCAUAUGGUACCUCAUCAAAAACCAACAAUGAAUUACUUCGAAUAGUUAAAAAUAAUUUUGAUCUUCGUCCAGGUAUAAUCGCUCGGGAUCUUAAUUUGAAAACUCCAAUUUACACGAAAACAGCAUGCUAUGGACAUUUUGGUCGACCAGAAUUUCCAUGGGAACAAGCCAAAGAACUUAAAUUAUGA